CGAAGUAGAUAGAGCGGGCGCCGGGUGUGUAUAUCGCGGAUUUAUAUCGUUUCACCUUGUAAAUCAAAGUCUCGAAACACCGGUUUCCAUCAUGUAAUCAGAGGUCAGGAAGGCCAGUAUUGUCAGUGAGGAUUUGGGAAUGUCGAGAAGUAAAUCUGAUUUGAUUUCGAUGGGGUCGGGCGUUGGAAAGGCCCGGUGAUAAGUGGACGAGAUGGCAGAGAAUGGGACAGGUUGUGGAUAAGCGGCGCUGUGGCGAUACAACAACUGUGUCUGGGUGUAUCUAUAGGCAAAACAUCUGGAAGCAUCAUAAUAGGUGAAUGGGAGUUUUGGCCACCCUGCUUGGGACACGUCUUUGUUCAGCUUCGUCACGCUUCUGAACAGGACCUCCAUGCUUCAAUGAGCGCUACAAUCAGCAUUCUCUGGACUCUUGACAGGGGUUCGGUACAACAGAGAGUUGGUCAAGCAAUAACCCAAUUAACACACAGUGAUUGUGUCUGCAUUCAUUGAUCUACCAGUACAACCUACUACACACCCUCUUCAGUGUCUUCUAAUACUCAACUGGUUCAUUUCUGGACCUGAAAGGGCCCCCCAGUUGUGCAAAUUAAAACUGUGCCCCAGUGUGCUAGGAUCUGGCCUGGGAUUAUCUCUUAAUACAGCUUGGUGAUAAUUCAGAUUAUUAAGUGACGACAAUACGUUUUGCUGCCACACGCCGAAGCGCCUCUUCACUGAUCAACUGGAACUGCUGACAUGCGGAUGCUGGUCAACGGUCGGUGUGCUGUGUGCAGUCAACUGUCCUAAUGACGAUGUUUCCUGCUGCUUUGGAUGCAUGUGUGUAUGUCGGUGUACGGAAAUUCACAGAACCACAGCUAGUGAUUCAGUGUUGUUGAAAAUAAACAGAAACAUUCAUUUAUUUUACAGCAAAGAAUUCUGCAGUUUAAACAUGGUUUUGGGAGAGCUGAAGACAACAAGCGACAAGAAGACGGUAGACCACCUUCUACAUCUACUCUGAACUCUAAAGCUAUUUUUUGACCAGCAACCCUCACCAGACUGUAACUUGUUUUGAAUUAUGAACUCUCUGCAAAGUCUCGGUCGGGAUGGCUCCCGCACGCCGGACUUCGAAGACCCGUACGACUCGCGCUACGAGACCAAAUGGGAAGCGACCCCAAUCAAGCCCUUCAAGACCCAGAAUGAGUACCUGUACGCGAUGGUGGAGGACCUGGCCGAGUGGCUCAACAACCUCUAUGCCCUGGAAACCAGCCCGGACAACUUCUUUGAGAAGUUGGAGACGGGCGCCGUGCUCUGCCAGCACGCCAACAACAUGCGCCGGGUGGCCAUCGAGUACCGGCAGAUCCACGGCGCCAAUGAGAAAGACAUCGUCAUAAACGACAAUGACAUCAAGUUCCGUUUGGAUGCCAAGGAAGGGUCCUUCAAUGCCCGAGACAACAUUAGCAACUUCAUCUCGUGGUGUCGGCACUGCCUGAACAUCAAGGAUGUCUUGCUUUUUGAGUCGGACGACCUGGUGCUGCGCAAAAACGAGCGUAGCGUCAUCCUGUGUCUCCUGGAGGUUGCGCGACGGGGAGGCAAAGUCGGCAUGCCCGUGCCGCUGCUGGUGCAAUUUGAACAGGACAUUGAGCGUGAGAUCAAUGCUGGCUUGAUGGAGCGCACAUCGGAGUUCGGCGUCCACUCAGAAGCCGACUCAGAACCGUCCGUCGAGCCAGCCUCCCCUACCAGCUCAGCCACCACCACCGACAUUGAUCAUGAGCUGGGCUCGGGCUCGGACGCCGACCAUGAAAUGGACUCACAGCGAUCUGAAUCCCCGGACCUCAGCAGUCUAAAUGGCAUCAACCAUAACAACAACCCGUCCUCCAUUCCGUCCCGGAUGCGAAAGGGAAGUAAGAAGUCGCGUCUGCCGAAGCCCUUGCCUCAACAACCUCGGUCUCGCGGAACAGAUGGGUACGGGAAUGCUGACAUUGAUGCGAUAUCUGAGCAAGAUCUAGGCCCACCACCUCAGGUCAUGUUGGAGCCAGAAAUACUCAAGUCUCUUCAUGAAAGGGUGAGUGAAUUUUGUGUUUUUUGUUUUUUGUUUUUCUUUCCAGCUGUAUUUUCUCAUCCAAGACCAAUUCAUGUACAUUGACUUUGAAAGAUAUCAAAAUCAAUUUUUUUGUAACUCUUUUUUGUUAAAGUUUCUUUCCCUGGCAGGUUUUAUUGUAUUUUCUCAUCCAACACCAAUUCACGCAGGUAUACAUGUACCCACAUUGACUUAGCUAAUGAAAGA
Messenger RNA from Patiria miniata (bat star), 2275 nucleotides. RefSeq names its product GAS2-like protein pickled eggs. The transcript has 2 exons. Gene Ontology annotation, biological process: microtubule bundle formation; regulation of microtubule polymerization or depolymerization; actin crosslink formation. The coding region runs from base 1067 to 2134 and encodes 355 amino acids. The record is from RefSeq and is a predicted model, not a curated record. Gene Ontology annotation, cellular component: stress fiber; actin filament; cytoplasm. Gene Ontology annotation, molecular function: actin filament binding; microtubule binding; cytoskeletal adaptor activity. Lineage: Eukaryota; Metazoa; Echinodermata; Asteroidea; Valvatida; Asterinidae.